Camellia sinensis is the source of this 1652-nucleotide messenger RNA. RefSeq lists its product as uncharacterized. The record is from RefSeq and is a predicted model, not a curated record. NCBI's taxonomy places the organism in Eukaryota, Viridiplantae, Streptophyta, Magnoliopsida, Ericales, Theaceae.
ACUGGGGCAUAGAGUUUAGAGAGGGAGAGAGAGAGAGAGUGAGUGAGCUGAAUUUUUGUUCUGGUUCCAGGGUUCAAUUCAAGCAAAGUUCUAUAUUUUGUUCUCGAUUUGAAAAUUUUGGGUACCCUUUUUAUAUUUUAUGUAAUUCAAGUGAUGGGUUUGAGUUUUGUUUCAUGUGUUAGUUUAAAUUCAUCAGCAAAUGCAGGUAUGUAGUUUCUCUAGUUCUUCAAAAACAGAGUGUUUCGACCGUUAAAAUCCCACCUUCUUGUCCCUUCCAUGUUUCCUUUUCCCAAUUUGACUCACAAUUUUUCAAUUUCUCACUUCCUAAUGUUCCAAAACUUUCUGGGCAUCAAAAUUUUUUCAGAAAUUGGUGAAUUUUGAGCUUCAGUGAAGCUGAGAGAGAGUUUUAAUUGAUCAAUUGUUACACUGAUUUCUUGAAAAAUGAUGGCCACAAAGUCUGAAUCUGAUAUAACUAGUUUAGCCCCUUCAUCACCAUCUAGGUCUCCCAAGAGGCCUGUGUACUAUGUACAGAGCCCUUCAAGGGACUCUCAAGAUGGUGACAAGUCAUCUUCUAUGCAAGCCACUCCCAAUUACAACAGCCCAAUUGAGUCUCCUUCACACCCUUCCUUUGGGAGGCACUCUAGGAACUCUUCAUCUAGUCGGUUUUCGGGGAUUUUUAGGUCGUCUUCGGGGAGGAAAGGAGGCCGGAAAAGGAAUGAUAAGGGUUGGCCUGAGUGUAAUGUGAUUCUAGAAGAGGGGAAAUAUGAUGAAUUUGAUGAUGAUAAGCGUUUUACUCGCCGAUUCCAGGCGUUGUUGGCUGUGCUUAGUUUUGUUGUUCUGUUUACCGUCUUUUGUUUGAUCAUAUGGGGUGCUGGCAGGAACUACAAAGCCAAGGUCUCCGUGAAGAGCUUAGUAGUAAAUAACAUCUACAUUGGGGAGGGUUCAGACUUCACUGGGGUCCCAACAAAGAUGUUGACCAUGAAUGGCUCGUUGAGGAUUGGCGUAUACAACCCUGCCACAUUUUUCGGUAUUCAUAUUAGCUCCACGCCUAUCAAUCUCCUCUAUUCAGCGAUUACUGUUGCAACUGGUCAGUUGAGGAAAUAUUCUCAGCCAAGAAAGAGUCACCGGAUUGUGUUGGUGAACUUGGAAGGAACUAAGGUUCCAUUGUAUGGGGCUGGAUCAAGCUUAACAACAGCCUCCAACACUAAUGCUGUUCAAGUUCCAUUGACAUUACAGUUUGAGAUCCGGUCCCGUGGCAAUGUGGUAGGGAAAUUGGUAAGGACAAAACACACAGUACAAAUUUCUUGCCCUUUGGUUAUCGACUCUACUAGUACCAAACCUAUAAAGUUCAAGAAGGAUUCGUGCCUUAACAGCUGAUUUUUACUCAGAUCGCUUGAACCUUUUGCUCAUGGCCUCUGCAUCAUACUUUGUACUCGAAAGUUUAAGUUACUCUGGCCUUUAUACCAGUCCAUCUUUUCAAUUUUGAGACAUCCAAGUAAUCAAAUUAUGUUUCAAAAAGAAAAAGAAAAAAAGGGUUUAUCUAUAAUGCUUUGUUGUAAUGUUUGCACAAAUAAAUGCAUGCAUAUAUGUUUGUGUGUGAUGUAUUUAUGAAUUAUUUUGUUAUGACUAUGGCAUAAAAUUGAUGUGAUGAA